Cadophora gregata is the source of this 942-nucleotide messenger RNA. RefSeq lists its product as uncharacterized. NCBI's taxonomy places the organism in Eukaryota, Fungi, Ascomycota, Leotiomycetes, Helotiales, Ploettnerulaceae. The coding region runs from base 1 to 942 and encodes 313 amino acids. The transcript has a single exon. The record is from RefSeq and is a predicted model, not a curated record.
AUGUUCCAGCCCAAUCCGUACCACUACUGCAAAGACGAUCAAGACCACCCCAACCUUCGGCAUGAUCCUGUGUUCAAAAGCGCCGAGGAGCAGAACGUCUUCGUCCAAUUCCUGCUUCAAGCCAUCUACGAGGCCAGGAAAUUUGAACCGUCUCACGGGAUUUCUAAGCCAAAUAUUACAAAGCUACCCAUCUGCAACAGCGAACCGCUUGUUGGGUAUUCCAGGUCGCUUGUCACUGAAAAAUACCGAGAACGAGCCUCCUUCGCCCCCAUACGGACAAUACCUAUUUUCGAAAACCCAGGACAGCUUCUGAAUACUCAUCCCAGCCUGUUGCUUCCGAAGCCGACUCUUCAACGACACGAUUUUUCUGCAAUCGGCCGCCCGCCAGACGCCAACCAAUGUAUCCAAGAUUUCCGUUCCAGUAAUGCUCCACCAAUGCCAGACCAGCCAGCAAUUCCUGUCACAGGACCUUCUAUCGGGGAAGUAUGUUAUCAGUACCCCACCACUCUUCGAGCAGAGACGUCUCUAGGCCUGAGUUUUCAAGUACCCUCCUCCGCUCAUUCCUUAGCCGCUCAGGAACCUCAAGAACUUCUCCGCUUAAACGCCGUGAAGAAAAAAGUCUCGAUGCAUUUCAAGCAGAAAAUCAACGAUCGGCUUGGUCCAGAUAAUCCAAGUCCGAUGAAUUUGUCAGGGUGUUUGCGCGAUCCACGAGAGAUGACACUCUUGUGUGCGUUGAGAGGGGGCUUUCUACUUUGGGAUCUCGCUACUGGAAAGUUGCUGGUUAGGGACGGGUGUGAUCGAGGCUGUUGUGGAGAACUGUUGUGCAGGCAAGCAAGCGACGCUAAUGAUGCUUUGGAGAAGAGUCCUGACGGGGGGUUUGGUUUGAUUGUGCGAGGUCUGAGGCAGACGUUUCUUGACUGGCAGCAGAACCAAGCAGCCUAG